UUUUGAAGGAAAACACCGUACUACCGGUUUUACUCUGCUUUGUUUGAUUUAUUAUAACUCAGAUUUUAGAUUACCUAGCUGUCAGAUUACUGAUUUGACUGCGCACAUUUCAAGAUAAGAUGUGUAGUUUUGUUCACUUUGCUGUUGUUUUGGUUUGCACUGCGUAGCCUGCUGUUUACUUAGCCGACUAGCUAGCUGGUUAGCUUACAGCCAUGUCAACGUGGAGCAGGCUGCAUGUGAAGCUGCGGACGACUCAUGGAUUACUUAAGGUUACCUCCAGACGGGUGACCCAGCGGAACACAUGGCUGUGUGGACAUUUAACCUCAUGUCAAAGCCUGAGUACAGGCAGACCUCUCCGAAAUGACUUCUUCAAAGACCUGGAGGCCCAGCUGGCAGCAAUGAGGAAGAAGGCGGCGGACGCUCUGCCAGGGAGCAGCUGGAGUCCCUUGGAGCUCAACCCCAACCUCCCUCCGGAGAGGGCCGACAUUGUGAUCGUAGGAGGCGGUGUGGUGGGCUGGUCCAUCGCCUACUGGCUGAAGCAGAAGGAGAGGGUGCGAGGAGGGGUGAAAGUUAUUGUAGUGGAGAAGGACCCAACGUACUCCCAGGCCUCCACCGUGCUGUCUGCUGGGGGGAUCCGACAGCAGUUCUCCCUGCCUGAGAACAUCCACCUCUCCCUGGCCUCCGCAGACUUCAUGAGGAACAUCAAUGAACAUCUCGGCGUGCUGAACGAAGACCCGGUGGACCUGCAGUUCAACCAAUCAGGAUACCUCUUCCUGGCCAGUGAGGAGGUGGCCCACAUCAUGGAGGAGAACUACAGCACCCAGAGGUAUGCUGGAGCCAAAGUUUCACUUCUCUCUCCGACACAACUAAAGGAGAAAUUUCCCUGGAUCAACACAGAUGGUGUGGUGCUCGCUUCAUAUGGGUUGGAGAACGAGGGCUGGUUUGACCCCUGGACUCUGCUGAACGCCUUCAGAAGGAAAGCCAUCUCCAUGGGAGCCAUUCAGUGCUGCGGAGAAGUUACAGAUUUUAAAUAUACAACAAAGGUGAUAACAACCACUGAUGGUGAACAUCUGGAUCUCAGGAGAAUAAAAUCUGUCAAAGUGCAGAUGCCGAACAGCCUGGAGUACCAGCCGGUGGAAUGUGCCAUUGUGGUGAAUGCAGCAGGAGCCUUUUCUGGUAAACUGGCAGAGAUGCUGGGAAUUGGCUUCGGUCCCAAAGACACCAUCGCUGGAAUUCCACUGCCUGUUGAGCCUCGGAAAAGGUAUGUGUAUGUGGUCCACUGUCCUGAUGGUCCAGGUCUAGACACUCCCUUCCUGAUUGAUUACUCUGGAGUUUACUUCAGAAGAGAGGGGUUAGGAGGGAACUACAUCGCUGGGACGUCGCCAGAGGAGGCAGAGGAGCCAGAUACCAGUAACCUGGAGGUGGACCACCAGUUUUUUGAGGACAAGGUUUGGCCCAGCUUGGCCUGUCGUGUUCCUGCCUUCGAGAAACUGAAGGUGACCAGCGCGUGGGCCGGUUUCUACGACUACAACACCUUCGACCAGAAUGGCAUCAUCGGUAUGCACCCUCUGAUCAACAACAUGUACUUUGCCACCGGUUUCAGCGGCCACGGCCUGCAGCACUCCCCCGCGGUGGGUCGCGCUGUGGCCGAGCUGAUCCUGGACGGCAACUUUAAAACGCUGGACUUGAGCGGCCUCGGCUUCAGACGCAUUCUGGCCCAGGAACCCAUGCUGGAGAGGAACAUCGUAUAGAGGAGCUGGAACCUGGACUCGUACCAUUCACACUGCUGCCAAUGUCAAAUUAUUACAACUUUGGUCUUAUUUUAUAGUUGUGAACAUUAUUCCUCUCAGUAAUAAUAACGUUGCACUCGCCAAAUUAAUUGAACGUGAGGCAGACAGACGAUCGAGACUUUCCUCCCAAGAAAAACGACAGGAUCAAUCCUUUUGGUAGUAAGAAGUACAAUAUUUCCCCCUGAAAUGAAGUGGAGCAGAAGUAUAAAGUAGCAGGAAAAUGGAAAUAGUACAAGUACCUCAAAAUUGUACUUAAGUAGAGUACUUGAGUAAAUGUACUAGUCACAUUCCACCACCGCCGACGGUCAACGUUGUUUCUUUUAACCGACCACGACCGUUCCCUCACCUUAACCACCUGUUUGUUACUGUAACCAUGACGACGAAGGUCCCCUAACCUAAACGAAGUAGCCAUUUUAACCCAAACCAUGUUUCAUCUUUCCCUGAACCUAACCGAACCUUAACCACAGCGGUGUCAGAAAUUGGAUUUAUUUUUCCUGUUGAUGGAGAAAAUGCUUCUUUGUGUCGUUUUGGAGGGCAGUUACAAUCAAGACUUGUGGGUCGAUCAGACGUGUUUUAAAAAAAACAAAACAAAGGCAAACACUAAAUUUGUUACCCAAACUGUCUGUUGUAAAUAUCCAUCAUCAUUUUACAGACUUCAACUGUGACUUACUGUCCUUUCCGUAGUGAAGCUGCACAGUUUUCCUGUGUAAAUCCUGAGUAUUACUCGCAUUUUGGGCGAGCGCACUUCCAGUUUUACCUCUAAAUAAGAAAUGGUGGCUGAUUUCUUGCCCUGUCUGACUUAUUUUUAGUGAUGCCACCAUGUUCCCAGAUCUCAGACAUCACUUUAGUGAGUACAAUGUUAAUCACAACAGAUAGAAAUGAUGGUCAAAGUUACAAAAAUAAGACCCAAGUGUAAUUCUCCUUUGAUUUUACUUUUGUAAUAAAGGUACAUAGCUUGUAGAACAUCUCUCAGGACGCAGGAUUUUAGCGACGUUGGUUUUUCAAGGGUGAUAUGAUGCAGGUAACAUUUAUGUCAUCAGUCAGCAGGUCUCAUCAAUAUGUAACCGUGUUGACUUGAAGAUCUCGAGACUUUUAUGUCGUACUCGGUGGGCAGCAUUAGCUUUAACAGCUCGCGUGAACGAUGUGUUCUUGGAAGGAGGAAGCUUUGAGAAAAUCCUUGAAGGGAGGAACUGCGUCUUCAUUCGGAGAACUGUUUUCUGAAGGGAAAUAAGUUAACACAUGUAUGUGUGUACGGAUGGAGGGAGGGGAGCCAAUAUGUUACUGAGACAGUAUAAACUGUAAUAAUGCUAAAAUCCUGACUUCUGCUUUUCAGAUUUCCAUUGAACGUUGCCGUUGUGCAACACAGCUGAAGUUUAUAAAUUCAAAUUGAAACAUCAGCAACAACUUUGUCUCCAGAUGAGUUUAUGUAUGUAAUGUACAUAAUGUAUACUGUGUGUGUGUGUGGGUGUGUGUGUGUGUGUGUGUACAGGGCGUGUUAAACAAAAAAAACGCAAUACACUGUUGUAGAAUCACAUUGGAUCCCUUCUACAUUUCUAUUUGUUCUUUUUAUAUUCUGGUGCUUUUUAAUUAUGUUUUCAUUAUUGUAUCAUGACGCACUCUUUUUCUGAUUCACUCUUGAAUCAAUAUAGAUCAAUAAUUGCUGUUUCAAUGCAAUAAAUUUUUUUUUAUCGAUAAUCAACAUUUUUGUAGAAAAGUGGGCUGGAGUUGUUUUAUUGCAUCGGGUAUUACUGCUCUUACAGAUCAGAUUCAGUUUAUUGUAAUUGCACAGUACUACAGUAAUACAACAAAAAUGUCGCAGAUGCCCCGAAUAAUAAGUAACUGAAUACUUAAUUUUGGAAGUAAAACUGAAUACUACUACAAAUUGAAUUUACGGCACAAUAAUACUUUACAUUUACAUUUUUCUGAAUUUAAGUGGUUUGAAUCCUCCUCUCUGAUAUCUGAUCGAUUCCAUUCAAGCUCGAUCGAUUGUCCUCGGUUUAAGUUUUCAUCUUGAAUUUCAAGAAUCCAAUUUGAACAACCUGAUUUUUUUUUUUAAACUUGUAUUUUUAGAUCCUAAUUGAGUUUGAGCAACGUGAAUAUAGUUUUCUGAAUGCUUGAAUCCUUGUGUGUACAUUGUGAAAACAGAAAAACUUUCAAUUAGAUUUGAAAUUAUGGCCAGUGUACGUUUUAAUCGUGUUUGUUUACCAACAGAACACAGGAACAAUAAUACAACUUUAAUUCUCUUUUUAUCACUUUAUAUUUACACAAUAAAACUGGUUUAUUAGAUUUUUACAUGCAGCUGGGAUGAAACACGGUUUUCCACUGACAGCAACAGAAGAAUAGGACCUGAUUUCCCUCAAUAUGAUUUAAAGUCAGGAAACCAAAAUAUAAGUUGACCUUUUGAGUUUCCCCGUGUGGGUCGGCCUUCCUGUACUGUUGCACACCAUGUCAAAAUAAGAGUUUGUCAUAUUUUACUUGUUUGAUGGUAUCUAGACAAAUGCAGGCUAAGAUAGAUGUUUUUUUUUUAAAUAUUUAAAUUCUGUAAAUUCAGUGGUGUUUAAAUUUCAACAUUAAGUAUUCAUUAGUGAUUACUUUUCACAAUUAUGUAUUAAUUUGCUUAUAUGAUUCAAAUCCUCACAGCCUUUCUUUGCUUGGCUGCUGCAAAUGGAGCAAUGUACAACUUUACAGGUAUUUUGGGCGUAAGAAGUACCAGAUAAAGCCAUAUCUGUGGGUGAUUUUUUUUUGUAUGAAGUAACCUGCAUGGAGCAUCUUGUCACAUUUAACUGAAUAAGCAAAUUGUAAUUUGGAGGUCAAAGCUAGAAGAAGAAGACUAGAAGAGAGAACAGAUCGGGGCCUGAAUUAAAUAAUCUACCACGAAUGAAUUUGUUUAUUCUAAAUCUAUUUUAAAAACGAUCCUUUUAAAUUGGAAUAUGAAAAUCUCACACAGCAAUGAAAAGAGCUAUGAUAGCUCUUGAGCAUGUUAUAAGUGAAAGAUCAUUAGUAAUAAUCCAAGCCAAGAGGGAGGAAAAUAAGAUGUUGCAGAACAUAAGAAAUACAAGUGGCUAAUUCAAGACCCUGAUAUUCCCUUACAAUAUUAAUGCUUUUAAAUGAGGUGCAUGCAUAUUAAAUGGUGGUGUCUGUUGGUUUUAGCUAUGAGGUUAUUAGUUGUUAAGUUUAGCUAAUAAAGCUGACUUAAUACUUCUACUUCUCACAUAUUUGUUUGUCUCAUGUGUAGCACAUCUAGCUUUUUACUUUUGAAAACUUUGAAGGGUGAGUUUCCCGGCUACUUUUUUACUACUAUUUUUCUCUAAUAACAUCAGUGGUAGAUCCAAACCUUAUACCACUACAACAAAGUGAAAAAACUAUUACAAGUAAAAGUCUUGCAUUUGAAACCCAACUUACCCAAAAGUAAAGAAGUACUGUCAGCAAAAUAUACUUAAAAGUAUCAAAAGUAAAACCUGUUCUGCCAAAAAACGGACCUGUGAGUGUUACACUUGAAUAUAUGAUCGUCAAGGGCAGAGAGUUAAAGAUUGAUACCACGCUCAUGUUUGUAUGGUAAAUAUGAAGCUGUCAGUCAGCAGAAGGUUAGCUUAGCUUAGCACAAAGACUGAAAACAGGGACAAACUGCUAGCCUGGCUUUGUCUAACGGUAGCUAAAUCUGCAUACCAGCAGCAGCUAAAUGUCACUAAUUAACUUGUUAUAUCUUGUUUGUUUAAUCUGCACAAAAACUGAAGAAUAAAAAAAAAUUGCAGUUUUACAGGA
Molecule: messenger RNA, 5552 nt
Organism: Siniperca chuatsi (mandarin fish)
Lineage: Eukaryota; Metazoa; Chordata; Actinopteri; Centrarchiformes; Sinipercidae
Gene: foxred1
Product: FAD-dependent oxidoreductase domain containing 1
Exons: 11
Coding region: 213-1751 (512 amino acids)
Cellular component (GO): cytoplasm
Molecular function (GO): oxidoreductase activity
Source: RefSeq, a predicted model, not a curated record